Molecule: messenger RNA, 660 nt
Organism: Symbiodinium sp. CCMP2592
Lineage: Eukaryota; Dinophyceae; Suessiales; Symbiodiniaceae
Source: the annotation of a GenBank genome assembly
AUGAAAAUUGAUCCAAGGUUCCAGCGGGCGCGAAGCAUCCUUUGCGGCAACAGCAUGAUCCGCCCGCGUGGCGCACCCCGCUUUGCAGAGUGUUUGGGACUUUUGUCGUUGAACACGGACAGUGCCCUUUGGCACAAGUUUCAGUGGAUCGAGGAGGACGCGUGGCUGUUGUCCUGGUGGGAUCGGGCACAUCUGGUGGAGCUCGCAACCCGAGACCUGUCCUGGAUGGGACUCAGCAACCUGCCAGAAGCGAUAGCCAUGCACGAGCUACAGGAAGACAGCAGAUGGAAGCGAUUGAAUUUCAUGCAUUAUUAUCUGAAUGGUGCCGAUGAUGUCGCCAAAUAUGGAAAAUGGGCAUGGGCCUCCGAGACCGCCAGGUACUUCACGAUUGGUCGUCCUGGCUGGACUGCCAAGGUCAUCACUGGUGCCCAGGCAUGUGGCGUGUGGAACAAACCCUACUUCUACAUUGCUCCGGAGCUGCCGGACAUCUCUGCUACCGAAGUGCGCGCUUCCCUCAGACAAGGGGACCGUGAAUCGCUGGCUCGUAUGCUGCACCCGGCUGUGGCUGCAUGGUGCCUGGAGAAGAUCUGUCACAGCCCCGAGGAGGGCGAAAUGGCGGACACAGACAUCUCUGAGAUAGCUGAGGCUGCAGAGCAAUAA